GAAAACAGUCAGCAUGGGGAAAUGCAGGAGCACCCUCCGAGAGCGCCUCGCACGCGCCGUCGCAAGACCACCACGCAUCCCAGUGAGUAAGCGGCCGUUCGAGGCAACGGCCCGCCCGUCGCAGCCGAAACAGCCGAACGGCCAGACGACCGACCAGCCAUCCGCCACCGGCCAGGGAACACCCGCUCCGACGCCGCGAACAGCCCGACGGCCGCCAACCAUCCGCCAACGGACCGUCCGCUCACGGCAGGAACGGCUGUACGACCCGGCUCCGGACAACGUGGCCGCCGCUCGCCAAGCCACGCUACUGGCGACCUUCGGCUCGACGCUCUCAGACCUCGACGACGACGACGACGACAACGGAGGCAACAAGGUGACCGCGGAACACGUGACGCCCGCACCGGCACCCAUGCCGGACAUCGCGUCCUUGACCAUCACGGAGCCCAGCGCGGUCCCGCCGGAGGACACCCCGUCAGCACCACCGCCACCAUCGGUGCUGCCGACACCGCCGCCAACGCCACGGCCCACACCACCGCCUACACCGCUGCCAGUGACGCCCAUGCCGCCGCCGACGCAGCCAGCGCUCCUGCUGAUGACGCCGGCACCGCCAUCAACACCACCCGCUCCGCUACCGGCUCCGGGGUAUUUUACCGGACCCCCGCCGCCGGAGAGUACCCCAGCAGCACCACCGCCGCCCGGACCGCCGGUCCCGCCAGCCGUCGCCAUACCCGAUGGGUCCUUCCCUGAGGACGCCCUCCGCACCGUGCCGUGGGACCGCAUCCGCCCAGGACAAAGGUACCGUCACCACGUGCGCGGGCAAAAGAUUGUCAUCCGGCGCCGCCGCGACGGUUCAUGGCUGUUAAAAUAAAGACUUUGUAUUGUA
Monomorium pharaonis (pharaoh ant) is the source of this 883-nucleotide messenger RNA. RefSeq names its product vegetative cell wall protein gp1-like. The transcript has a single exon. Lineage: Eukaryota; Metazoa; Arthropoda; Insecta; Hymenoptera; Formicidae. The record is from RefSeq and is a predicted model, not a curated record. The coding region runs from base 14 to 868 and encodes 284 amino acids.